Messenger RNA from Cyanistes caeruleus (blue tit), 1230 nucleotides. Its product is annotated as lipase member M-like. NCBI's taxonomy places the organism in Eukaryota, Metazoa, Chordata, Aves, Passeriformes, Paridae. The record is from RefSeq and is a predicted model, not a curated record. Gene Ontology annotation, molecular function: hydrolase activity, acting on ester bonds.
AUCCCCCAGGUGCUGUGGACAGGUCAGAUGUGGCUGCUGCUGGUGGCCCUGUGCCUGGCCCAGGGGCUGGAAGAUGCCAUCCCAGCUGCUGAAGCGUUCUACAACCCUGAGAGGUUCAUGAACAUCAGCCAGAAGAUCCUUUUCCACGGCUAUCCCAGCGAGGAGUACGAGGUGAUGACAGAGGACGGCUACAUCCUGAGCCUCAACCGGAUUCCCCACGGCAAGGAGGACGCUGAGCUCUCAGGGCCCAGGACCCCUGUGCUGAUAGUGCAUGGGUUUUGCCUGGAUGGUGGCGACUGGGUGGACAAUUUCCCUAACAGCAGCCUGGCCUUCAUCCUGGCGGACGCGGGAUACGACGUCUGGAUCGGGAACAACCGGGGCAACAGCUGGUCCCGCCGGCACCGCAGCCUGUCCAUCGGCUCCGAGGAGUUCUGGGAUUUCAGCUUCCACGAGAUGGCCGUGUACGACCUCCCGGCCAUGGUGGACUUCAUCCUGAUGCAAAGUGAGCAGGAGAAGCUGUUCUACAUCGGCCACGCUCAGGGCAGCACCCUGGGUUUCAUAGCGUUCUCCAGCUUGCCACAUCUGGCCGAGAAAAUCAAACUCUUCUUUGCCCUGGCUCCUCUGUACACCUUCCGCCACGCCCGGGGCCCUGUGUUAAAGCUAGCCUUUCUGCCAGACCUGCUGCUCAAGGAAAUAUUUGGAACCAGGGAGCUGGUUCUGGUGGGGAGGAAGGAGAAGCCGCUCCUGGUUGAGAAGUGCAGCAGGCCUCUGGCAGCUCAAGUGUGUACCGACACCAUCUUCCUCGUCGGAGGCUUCGACAGGGACAACUUGAACAUGAGCCGACUGGAUGUGUACCUAUCUCAUUUUCCAGACUAUACAUCAGUAAAAAAUCUUCUGCACUGGGGACAGACUGCAAAAUCUUCGGAGUUCAAGCAGUUUGACUACGGGCUGAGAAACAUGGAGAAGUACAACCAGCUGACGCCGCCCUUUUACCGGAUUGAAGCCAUGAGCGUGCCGGUGGCCGUGUGGAGCGGGGGCCACGACUGGGUCACUCCCCCUGUGGAGACCCAGCGGCUGCUGCCCCGCCUCACCAACAUCGUGCACCACGAGCACUUCCCCGACUGGAACCACUUCGACCACCACUGGGGCCUGAACGCCCCGCAGCGCAUGUACGGGCGGAUAGUGGCUCUGAUGGAGGAGAAUCCGUGACUCCAUCCAUGAAUCCAUCAG